AUGUUUGAGUCCCUUUUGUAUAUUAUCUUCUCGCUAAUUUUUGUUUUACCCAUUUUGUGCAGAGUCACUUCACCUACCAAACUUAGUUUUGUAUCGCAUUUAUCCAAUAAUUGGCAUAAUAAACAACACUUAAACAAUCAGAAAAGAUAUCUGAAGAAUCCCGAGUACAUAGUACCAGGCACAUUCGAGGAAUGGAAGAAGGACAUGUCCCGAACAGUCGGAGUGUGGUCAAUUUAUUAUCCCUACGAUCUGUUCAAGGCGAAACAUUUCAUGCCGGGAGCAGAUAUAAGACCAAAUUUGCUGUUUCUAGAUAUCGCAGGACGAGUUCGAGGCCCAGGAGAAUACGGUAGUCCAGAAGGAUGUUACCUUUUGGAUUCCAAGGAGUAUCAUCAUAUGGAGGAUUCUAAUAACGUUCUCCAUUCCAGAAAGUGUGUGAUGGUUAUGUAUGGAUCAAUAAGAUACUCAAACCUGAGAAUGAUAUUGGCAGGUCGCAUGUUUUAUGCCGGAGGACUAGUUUUAAAGGGUCUUGAUCCACUUCUUAAUUCAACAUCGGCAAUUUUCCUAGGACACACAUUCCUAGAAUCAUACAAAAAUGAGUAUUACAUGGACUUUAUAUCAAAAUUGAAGAGGAAAAUCUCAUUUAUUGAUAGGCAGGGAAAUGAAAUUGAUCCCGCCAACUGGGAGUACCAAAAAUUGGAUGGGUAUGGAUCAGAUUUCAGGUGGAUGCAUGGGAAUGAGAAAUGGAAACUACUCGGGCCAUUUACAUCAUACAAAAGCUACGGUGUCAAUUAUGAUAACGGGGCCGAAAAUUCCUUCUUCAGUCAGUAUGCCGACGAGGCGAUUUACAAUGUUUUCGACCCUUUGGAGCACUUUUGCAGGAAAUUCACGAGCAGGGAGUACCUGGAGGAAGAAGUACACACAAUAGUGAGAUCAGUUUUAAAGGGGAGCGAUAAGAUGACAAAAAUAAAGGUGGAGGACGAAAAUUACCUAAAUAAUCUGGAAGAAGAGGUAAUUAAAAAACAUUAUUGUUGGUUUUAG
Messenger RNA from Theileria annulata, 1038 nucleotides. RefSeq lists its product as uncharacterized. NCBI's taxonomy places the organism in Eukaryota, Apicomplexa, Aconoidasida, Piroplasmida, Theileriidae. The record is from RefSeq and is a predicted model, not a curated record. The transcript has 4 exons. The coding region runs from base 1 to 1038 and encodes 345 amino acids.